Salvelinus sp. IW2-2015 is the source of this 3993-nucleotide messenger RNA. RefSeq lists its product as uncharacterized. Gene Ontology annotation, biological process: regulation of transcription by RNA polymerase II. Gene Ontology annotation, cellular component: nucleus. Lineage: Eukaryota; Metazoa; Chordata; Actinopteri; Salmoniformes; Salmonidae. The record is from RefSeq and is a predicted model, not a curated record.
AUAAUGCAUUGCCCGUUUACCACCAGCUGCCAGCUGAYUUCUUUACCAAUGCAAGUAAACUACGAGAUGCUCUUUUUGGAAAGGGAGCACCCCUUCAGUUUACUUUAUUAAUUUCAAAAAGGUAGGUAAAAUAGUUAGUUUAUUUACAACUAUUUUCCAAUAUAAUGGGUCCUCGGCAACAUGUUUGUUAUAACGCAUGUUAUUAUGGAUGAAUAGCGAGCUAACUCCAGCUAGCUAGCUAAAGUCGGGUUGUCAACACAGUCGCUGGCUAACGUUAGCUGUGGUUAUAUUGCGGCUUUGUUUACACACUGUUUACAAAGGCCUGGAUGCAAGUAGCUAGCUAGCCACUAGCCAGCUACCGUCAGCAGUGCACUCACCUGCAYCAAGGAACGACGAAGGGRUAUGGAGCUGUCGUCUCAAGACCCUCAUCCUAUGGCUUUGGAUCUCUCAAAGAGAUGUGGGAAUAGUCAUCUGAAUCCCAGGACCACAGAGGUUCUGGACCUGAUGAAGAAGCCCAGCUGGCACAGCAUCACUGACGACCAUGUGUCCAUGCCCUGCAUGCAGCUCCUCUCUGAGAAAACACUAACAGACACAGGUGUCAGACUUUCCUACGGGACUAGGACUUGUGUUCGCUCCCCCCUUUUACAUAAUGGUAUGGACAGAAGCUUACGGGACUCAGGGUUGUACGAGCAACACCCUARAGAGAMCCUAAAUGCAGAGAGCCCCAUUUCUGAAAGUAUUGAGGGAGACGAGAGUCAGAGUGACUCUGAUGUCAUUUUGCUUGUUUCCAGUUCUAAGGAAGCACCCUCACCUCAGGACUAUUUAGACAGGGGAUCUGUUAGUCCCUUAGUGGAUUCUCCGUCCCCUGGCGCUGUCUCUUUGGGUGAAGCUAAAGGUUGUUUUCUACUGCCCCAGACACUGAGUUCCCCSAGUCCUGACAAUACAUAUUCAGAGGAUUCAUCUGAAAGCACAGAGGAGAUGUCGMUGAAUGCAAAACCUGUUCUUAACCUGUCGGAAUUAGCUGCUGUGUAUGGGAAAUAUGUCAGGUCUCCUGUGGAUGUCUCAAGUGAUGAUAGUGAUGUCAUUGAAGUUCCCAUCACCAAUGAAAAGAAAAAGAUUCACAGUUUACCWGUUGAUGUUCAAAAUGAGAWAAGGCUGACAGGUGAAGCUAGUAAUGUUGUAAAAAAAAGCCUUUCUCCACAUCCUAGAACAAUACAGCCUGGGGUCAGCGCUCAGAAACUCACCAACAAUGUCACUCGCCAUCAUUCAAAAAUACAUACCAAAAACUCAAGUAGAAUAUUACCCAAGGAACAUUCUGGCGACACAAUGGACUCAAAAGAGAAGUCAUCUAGUUCAGAGGAUGAGUCUUGGUUACAGCCAACUGUCUACCUGUACAGGUGUGUAGUAGAAUCUGAUGACUCUGAUGUGGACCGUCGGACAGUUCGACAGGACCCCUCUGAGAGCCUACGUUCCUCUAGAAGGCCACAGAGAGGAUCAUCACCUGCUACAGAGUCAAGGACCAAGGCCACACAUGUGGAAGACAUCCAACAGGAGUGGACAAAGCCCUCUUCACCCAGGAACAAAAGGUCAGGAACCAAGCAGAAAACCCACCAGAGAAGCCCAGCCAAUCAGGCCUCAAGUAGUAGAAAAGCAGCAGCAAGUAAAACAAAACGGAGGAGGGAGAAACACAAACAAGCCGGCUCAUCCUCCAUGUUUUCCCAUGAAGAGGCAGAAAUCAAGCUGAAAUAUGCAAACUACAAACAGGACAAAAGGGCCAGUAAAUCAGAGGACUUUUGCCCUUUUGUGCACAUGGAGCAGAGGGAGUACUCUGCUUGUACAGUGAUCAACGAUCAGCAGGAGGAGAAGGAUGUGAGGCGGAACAAAGGACAGCAACAACAACCAACUGGSUCUGUGUCUUUYUCUGGUGUCGUUCCUAAGACGUCUUGUUAUCGUCUGGGUCGCCUCAGCUCAAAGAGUAAGUSUCAGCCCCUAAUGGUGUGCUGCCUGUGUGGUGGGUCUGCUAAUGCUGUGGGCCUAGGGGACCUACACGGACCUUACUAUCCAACUGGACCUGCUUUGGAGGAACAAGGCAAACAGCAGYCKCAGAGGGAAGAAUACAAGMACAGUGAACUGUCUGUAGAUUGUAAGAUAGGCCUAUGUGGUCAGGUAGMGGAGAAUGGGUUACAUGAACUGAGCAAUGUGCCUAGAGUAGAGGCUGUAGUUGAUGACUGCUGCAUCACAGUCAGUGAUWGUGAAAGCUCCACAUUGCCUUCAGCCAAAAAGCUCCGAACAAAUGGCUSCGUGAUGGAKGGCCACAGUCUGCCUGUGGUGCCCCACAACACCAAUGAAUGCUGGAUCCACGAGGACUGUGGCAUAUGGUCCACAGGUGUUUUCUUGGUUAAAGGAAAGCUCUACGGCUUGGAGGAGGCUGUUAGGUUCGCCCAAGAAACAGUGUGUUCAACAUGCCACACAGCAGGUGCAACCAUGGGCUGCUUCCAGAAAGGGUGCCCCAAUAAGUACCACUACAGCUGUGCAGCUCAGUCAGGCUGUGUGCUUAACGAGGAAAACUUCUCCAUGAGAUGUCCAAAGCACAAGAAUAAAUCAUUCAGAGGUGUGAACAUGCCAGACAACAGAUGACAGGAGAGAAGGAAUUGGACACCAUGGAAGCUAAACCUCAUUGGCAGCAGCCACCAGAUAGAUAGUCUCCUUCACCCCAGAGAAGAGGCUGUGGAAGAACUGCAACAUUCUAUUCAUGUUUUCUUUUAUCUCUUGAAUGUUUACAUUGAGUCCAUGUUACUUUAGUAUUAUUAAUGAUUCUGAAUUGAUUGUACCAAUGAAGCCAAAUGCUCUUAUUGUGUGUCUGCCUGCAGAUGGCCGUAGUCUUUUUGGCCCGUCUCCACUGUGGAAGCUUGAGAGUUAUGUUGCCAGGUUUGUUGUGCUGUUUGCUUUGUUGAAAGACCAAAAUAUCACUGUUUGGUCCUCUGUUUUAUUUUGUUMAAGUUUUAUAUCUAUGUUUGGUCUUUUUACCUUUUAAUACUGAAAUGACGAUUGACAUGUUUUUGUGUUCACAAUGUGUGACAGACUUYCUAUUGUUUCCUUAUUUGAUAGGAACCUUUAUUUAAUAGGAACCUUGAGAGGACAAUAGUUGAGUUCAGUAUUCAUCCUAAUUAACAGUGAUUGAAUGGCCAACCAGUCACUCCCCUGAUAAUAUGACUUGUUUUGCAAGGUUGCUACUUUGAAAUUCAGAUUUCUGUAUGUUACUAUAAGGAUUUUUGCAUCUCAGAUUAUCCUGGUGGAAUGCUUUGGUAAUCAUUCGGAACUAAAUGGCAACAGAGGAAGUGAUGGAUCUCCAGAAAGGCUUCUAUGGCUGCGCUUACACAGGCAGCCCAAUUCGGAUAUUUUUUCCACUAAUUGGUCUUUUGACCAAUCACUUCAGAUCUUUUCGCUUCAGAUCUGAUUGGUCAAAAGGCCAUUUUAGUAAAUAAAAAUAUCAGAAUUGGGCUGCCUAUCUAAAUUCAGUCAUAAAGACAUAUUUAUUUUCUAUUUAUGAUUUAAUCAUGUUGUGCAUAUUUAUUUAUGUAAUGUUCAGCUGACAUGGUGGUAGUGCUGCUCAAUGAGGAAAAGGUACAAUGUCUGUUUUGCACAAAGUUUGCAACGGUUGGUACAUUCAACCCACUGGGCACACACUGGUUGAAUCAACGUUGUUUCCACGCCAUUUCAAUAAAAUUACGUUGAACCACUGUGGAAUAGACGUUGCAUUGACGUCUGUGCCCAGUGUGAAAUGAUUUUGAAUUUGACCUGAUAUCAUUGGCUCCAGAGAUUAUGAUUUUAUACUGGGUUCUGUUAAUGCAGUCUUUAAGGAAAUGUAUGGGUGUUCCAGUCUUACAUAUGUGUGAGGAAGAGAUGGCUAACACAUGGAAUUAAUUGUCUGUAACAGCUUGCAACUGUUGCCUUUUUGUCACCUGUUUGAAUAAAAGCUGACAUUCCUGUGUA